Rhipicephalus sanguineus (brown dog tick) is the source of this 711-nucleotide messenger RNA. RefSeq names its product galactose-3-O-sulfotransferase 4-like. Gene Ontology annotation, molecular function: galactosylceramide sulfotransferase activity. The transcript has 3 exons. Gene Ontology annotation, biological process: glycolipid biosynthetic process. The annotation marks the transcript as partial. The record is from RefSeq and is a predicted model, not a curated record. NCBI's taxonomy places the organism in Eukaryota, Metazoa, Arthropoda, Arachnida, Ixodida, Ixodidae. Gene Ontology annotation, cellular component: membrane.
GUACGGGUGAAGCAGCCGUCGUUCAAUGCGAGCCUGCCAUCUUGCUCCGCACCGAGACACACUGUAUGCUUCCUGAAGACGCACAAGUGCGCAAGCUCCUCGGUGCAGAACCUGCUUAUGCGCUACGGUGAGCGGCACCAGCUGACGUUCGCGCUACCACGGAGGGGCGGCUACUUGGGGCACUUGGCCCUUCUCAACCGGACAGUGGCGGUGGGUACUCCGCCAUUCGACAUGCUGGUGCACCACACGCGCUUCCAGGAGGACGAGGCGCGGGCCCUACUGAAGUCGGACCCCGUCUUCGUGACCAUCGUGCGAGAACCUGCAGCGCUCUUCGAGUCACUGUACUCCUACUACGACCUUGAGGAUCUGCGGAAUGCCACAGAAAACUCGUCAUUAGCCCAGCAGUUGAGAAUUAUUCUACCUGGCCCAAAACGAACUCAUCAUGGCUUGAACCAGAUGAGCUACGACCUGGGCUUUGACCUCGAGCAGGCGCACAACGAGAGCGCCGUGCGAGACUUCGUCGCACGGUUGGACGCCGUCUUCGACUUGGUUAUGGUGGCCGAGCGCAUGAACGAGUCCUUGGUUCUGCUGCGUCACUUGCUUUGUUGGGAGCUGGAUGACGUCAUCGUGUUUAAGCUUAAUGCGCGACAGGUCAGUGGCGUGCUUUUCGACUGUGGAGGAGGUAUUUUGUGCCUCGGAGAGCCACACUAA